Molecule: messenger RNA, 975 nt
Organism: Propithecus coquereli (Coquerel's sifaka)
Lineage: Eukaryota; Metazoa; Chordata; Mammalia; Primates; Indriidae
Gene: RBP4
Product: retinol binding protein 4, plasma
Exons: 6
Coding region: 102-707 (201 amino acids)
Biological process (GO): retinol transport
Molecular function (GO): retinol binding; retinol transmembrane transporter activity
Source: RefSeq, a predicted model, not a curated record
CGGCGGGGCGGCCGGCGGCGCGCUCGCCUCCCUCGCUCCACGCGCGCCCGUACGCGGCGGCCAGGCUUGCGCGUCUCCCCGUGGGCGGACUCCUGGGCAAGAUGAAGUGGGUGUGGGCGCUCUUGCUGCUGGCCGCGCUGGGCUGCGGCCGGGCGGAGCGCGACUGCCGGGUGAGCAGCUUCCGAGUCAAGGAGAACUUCGACAAGGCUCGCUUCGCCGGGACCUGGUACGCCAUGGCCAAGAAGGACCCCGAGGGCCUGUUUCUGCAGGACAACAUCGUCGCCGAGUUCUCCGUGGACGAGAACGGCCAGAUGAGCGCCACGGCCAAGGGCCGAGUCCGUCUUUUGAAUAACUGGGACGUGUGCGCAGACAUGGUGGGCACCUUCACAGAUACGGAGGACUCUGCCAAGUUCAAGAUGAAGUACUGGGGCGUAGCCUCCUUUCUCCAGAAAGGAAACGAUGACCACUGGAUCAUCGACACGGACUACGACACGUACGCCGUGCAGUACUCCUGCCGCCUCCUGAACCUCGACGGCACCUGCGCCGACAGCUACUCCUUCGUGUUUGCCCGCGACCCCAACGGCCUGCCCCCAGACGUGCAGAGGAUUGUGAGGCAGCGGCAGGAGGAGCUGUGCCUGGCCAGACAGUACAGGCUGAUCACCCACAAUGGUUAUUGUGAUGGCAAAUCAGAAAGAAACAUUUUGUAGCAACAUCGAGGAUGUAAAGUUUCAUGUGAAAACUUCUGAUUUACUCUCAUUCCAUCUUCAGCUCUAUUUAUCUUAGGAGUUAAUUAGCCCCUCUUCCUCACCUUGCGUCAGCGUGCAUAAAACCUUCCGUACACGUAAAGAUAUAUGUGGGAAUAAGUGAAUCUCUUUGCAGUCAAAUACAUAUCUUUCCUGAAGUUUCUUAGGGAUCAUUUGAGGCUUAGGAUUCCAGACUUUGAUUCAUUAAAAUAUAGUCAUCCAUUUCCUAUGA